Messenger RNA from Fulvia fulva, 2301 nucleotides. RefSeq lists its product as uncharacterized. Lineage: Eukaryota; Fungi; Ascomycota; Dothideomycetes; Mycosphaerellales; Mycosphaerellaceae. The transcript has a single exon. Bases 1 to 2301 code for a protein of 766 amino acids. Gene Ontology annotation, biological process: intra-Golgi vesicle-mediated transport. Gene Ontology annotation, cellular component: COG complex; Golgi apparatus. The record is from RefSeq and is a predicted model, not a curated record.
AUGGCGUCCCAGCCGCCCGACGCAGCCACGCUCCAAAACUGGGAAGAUGCCUUCCAAUACCCCCUCCCUACCGUCCGCAAACUCGAAUCCCAACUCCGCACAACCCUCACCUCCAACCGCGACAAACUCCGCUCCCUCGUCGGCACCUCCUACCGCGACCUUCUAGGCACCGCUGAGCGCAUCAUCGAAAUGGAUUCGCAGCUCCAAAGCGCCGAAUAUCUCUUGUCUGAUAUCGGCAAGAAGUGCAACUCCCGCUCCAUAGAGAGGAUCGGAGAGAAUCAUGAACGGAUGAAAGUCUUACGGAAUUCUGGCGAAGAGGAGAGGUAUAGGAGGUUAGCGCAGACGAGAGUUCUGCAGGGGUGCGUCAAUGUUGCGGGGAGGAUUGUGAAGAGGAGGGGAGGGGAUGCGCUGCUGGCGGCGAAGGUAUUGGUGUUGGGGAGGUUGGCCUGCAAGAGUCUGGAGCCUUCGGAUGUGGUGGAUGGGUUGAAGAAGAGAUUGGGAGGGAUGAGGAAGAGGUUAAUGGGGUAUAUUGGGAGGAUUCUGGUGAGGACUGAUGUGGAACGAAUGGAGAUGGUGAGGACGCUAUGUGCGUAUAGCUUGAUAAGCAGCUCGAGUCCGAGGGAUGUGUUGAGGUAUUUCUUGCAGGUGCGGUUCGAGCAAUUGGAGCUCAAGGUUGAGAGUGCGGCGGAGGCUGGGAUAUCAGAGAUGUUGGAGCUGUACGGCCAAACGCUCGUGGACGCGAGGGAGGUGUUCCCGAGGCGGUUCGCAGAUGCGAGUUCGCAACUUUCGAAAGUGGCGCUGGUACGAGAUGAGAGUGUGAGGUCUACGAUUGAGCUCAAUCUGGACAUCUACGAGCAGUGGAUUUCGGACGAUGUACGGAACUUUUAUCCUUGGGUACGACACGACCAAUUGACGUCUGGUGAUGUUGGAGAGGCGUUGGCGUCGUGGACGAAGCAAGCGCAGGAGAUAUUACUAGAAGCAUUGCAGGACGCACUCCAGGCUCACUUUGACGCGGACGUGGUUCUCGACAUGCGGCAUAAGGUCCUGUCGACGUAUCUGACACUGAGCGGCAAGCUACGAAAUGGAGACCACGGUAAGAUGAUCAACAAGCUCCGGCUUUUAUUCUUGACAAGACUGGAAGAGCUUGUGGGCGACGCUGCUUCGUUACCUGAACGCAUAUUCGACAUUCCACAGGAGAAAGCUGGCGACGAAUCACCAAUCUUGUAUGCGCUGGCAGACAAUGGUCUGGAUCUUGAGGGCGGCGCACUCAGCUUUCGACAGACGGUGGUACGACGACAGUAUGGCAGGGACGCUUCCAUACUGCGAGUCACAACAGCUCUCGAUGACUGGACGCAACGACUGAACAAAUCCGCUGAAAUGAUCUCCUCCUUACGAACCACGAAAUGGAAAAAUGAUCUUGAUCUAGACCUUGACGACCUACCUGACGGAGCCUCACUUCACGACGUUCUCGGCAAACAAGAUCCGCAACACUUGGAGACAAAGCUGCGAGAGAGUGCCACUUCCGCUUUUGAGGCCUCAUACCGACAUGUUGAGAAGUCUCUCGACUCAAGUGAAGAUCCUCGCACACUCCUCCGUGUAGUGCGUGAAAUUGAUCAACGACGCCGAAAUCUUGGCGAGCAUCUGGAAGUCCAUACCUCGACCAAGGCUUCAGUAGAGUUUGUCGCUGCCCUACAUCGUCGCGUGGCAACGCACACCAGCGACGAUCCAAUAAAGCAAUUUUCGAAAAGGUUGCAGACUCGGUCGCAUGUUCCGGUCACGUUGUGGGAUGGAUCGCCGCCGUUGCCUUUGCAGCCUUCUGCAAAUGCAUAUCGUUUCCUGAGGGGUCUACACCAUGCAAUGUCCGAGGCUGGAAACGACAUUUGGAGUCCAGAUGCUGUGUCUAUCUUGAAGAUCCGCCUAGUCCAGGAGCUUGGCGGCCAAUUGAAGGUUGACGAGAUCUGCGAGGGGUUGGAGUCGUCCAUGAGUAAUGGUCAUGCUAAUGACGACGAUCAAGCUGAACCUACGGACAAUGCUGCAGCGAAGAGCGAAGAUUCUUCGAAGGAGCAGGUCAAGAACAAGCUCACGCAGAUGUUGUUCGACAUACUGUAUCUCCAGCGUGUUCUCCUGACGAGUAGUUCUCCUUCAACCAAGCUUGAGGCAACAGCGCAGGAGAUUAGGCAGCGUCUGGAGCUCGACGCCAGUGCAAAUGAGCGUCUGCGGAAGAGCGCCAACGAGUACUGGAAGAGGACGUAUCUUCUCUUCGGCCUCCUCGCCGUUGGGCAUGAACGUAGCUCGUCGUGA